GCAGCAGUUUGGGCGGUGGUGGUUUCGCAGGCAACAUCCUGUACAAUGGUGGUUUCGCAGGCAACAUCUUGGUCGGUGGUGGUUUUGCAGGCAAUAUCUUGGGCAGUGGUGGUUUCACAAGCAGUACCUUGAGUAGUGGUUUCACAGGCAGCACCUUGGGUAGUGAUUUCACAGGCAGUUUCGGCGGUGGUUGUUUUAGUGGUGGUG
Molecule: messenger RNA, 207 nt
Organism: Racocetra persica
Lineage: Eukaryota; Fungi; Glomeromycota; Glomeromycetes; Diversisporales; Gigasporaceae
Source: the annotation of a GenBank genome assembly